Messenger RNA from Colletotrichum phormii, 2207 nucleotides. Its product is annotated as heterokaryon incompatibility protein. NCBI's taxonomy places the organism in Eukaryota, Fungi, Ascomycota, Sordariomycetes, Glomerellales, Glomerellaceae. The record is from RefSeq and is a predicted model, not a curated record. The transcript has a single exon. The coding region runs from base 4 to 2067 and encodes 687 amino acids.
ACAAUGGCAACUCAAAGACUCACAGAAGCUGCCGCAUUCAGCUACUACCCGCUCAACGAAGAUCGGAACGAGAUCCGGGUCCUCAACCUACAGACAAUCGAACGGCCACCUCUUGCCAAGUUUCGCGAUGAGCCAUCGGAAUGGCAUGGCCUCGUACACUGUACGAUAGAGCAUGUUUCACUUGAUGCACAUCUGCCAGACUAUAGAGCUUGGUCGUCACAAACACCGCAGCUGUCUCGGAGGAAUAGCGACGAGCGCUGGCGACGGUUCUCGAAUGAGCGAUAUCGAUCCUUGAGCCCGACAAGAGUGAGCUCGCCGUUCGAGAGACCACGGGCGCAUCAUCGCUAUCAUCGCUUUUCAUGGGGUGACUACGGAGCCCUCAGCUACACUUGGGGAGACCAGACUGUGAAAGUGCCGAUCAUCGUGAAUGAUCAGGUGGUGCUGGUCGGUCAAAGCUUAGAGUCGGCUCUGCGAGCUUUAUCUUCGGAUCCGGACUAUAUCGACGGUGUGAAAAUCUGGGCCGAUGCAAUCUGCAUCAAUCAGAAAGACCUGGCCGAGCGUAAUAGUCAAGUAAAGCGCAUGCGUCAGAUCUAUGGCAAAGCGCUCAUCGUCUCGAUCUGGUUGGGCGAUAUUCCCAACGAAUCGGUUCCCGACAUGGCUCAGCUACACGAAUUGAUAAUCAAAUCAGAAGACAAAGCUGCAGCAUCUGAGGUGCUGGACGUAGCAAUGGCGGACCCAGAAAAGAAGGAAACCAUCCGGAGGGCCAUCGAUGUAGUUGUUAAGAAGACAUACUGGUCACGGAUUUGGGUAAUCCAGGAGAAAUGCCUGGGUCCCUUCAACCCUUCCAUUCUUUUUGGGACGUUUCGAAUGGGAUUAGUGCCGUUGCAUAACUUCCUCCAGAGUGUCACAAACAUCCACGGUGCUGUGAGGGCUCGUGAGAAAGUGUGGCGAAUCUUGAAGUUGGUUGAGUUAGUAACUGCGACUCAAGACCGUGUUCGCCGCGGUCGAGCUCAGACAGACGAGGAGCGUAGGCAAGAUCAAGACGAUCUUGGACUGCUCUUGAUGAUUGGGAGAAUGGCAGGCUCACUCGACUUGAGAGACCGUUUGUACGGAUUAAUGGGCAUGAUACCGGAAUAUGUGGCCAAACUCAUCGAACCGGACUAUACGAAGAAUGUAGAAGAUGUGUUCUCAGAUUUUGCUAGCGCUCUUAUCACUGGCUUCGAAUCUUUCGACAUAGUUCUGACUGGGACGACGGAAUCGACUCUCAAGCUUCCUUCCUGGGUGCCGGAUUUGACAUCUCCGUGGGAUCCUUAUCUCUGGGGGUCAGAUUGUAACGCCAGCUGGGGACAAAAAGCCAAGUUCCGGCUAGAAAACGACGGGAAGGUCCUGAUUACUAGCGGAUAUCUCGUCGAUGUGGUAGAUGGGUUGGCUCCUUUCUUGGGUUGGAAGCACGGUGGGCUCGGUGUUUGGCAAGAUGCCGUCCAGCCGGCAUCUGUUGAAAUGCCGAGUGAUCCCAAGGCGGCAAUCGUACGGACCCUUCAUCGAGCUGCGGUCUACGACUGUGACUCAGGAACAACGAUUCUUGAUAUUCCUUGGCUCAAGAGCCUGAGUCCCGACGAUCCAGACAUCGUGGUGCUGGAGAAGCGUGGCUGGGGCAAAGUUCUCAGACACGCUAAUCUCAACGAUUUGACUCAGUUUCGCAAGCAGGUUAACGACAAUUUCCAACCUUGGGGUCGGAAGUUUCAGUCCUUCUUUCCCCAUGUUCAAGACGUCGGAGAUUGUGUAGAUCCUAAGCCCUUCUUGGAAUCACUUGACAAGCACGUUGGAAUCGUGUACCCGGUCUUCACCACGGAGAAGGGGCUUUUCGGCACCGCAAUUCUUCAACAAAUACAGAAGGGAGACUCAGUUUUCGUUCUACCAGGAUGCUCAGCGCCCAUUAUUAUGCGGCAGGAAAAUGGCCAUUGGAAAGUUAUCUCCCAGUGCUUCGUGGAUGGUCUUAUGCGUGGGGAGAUAAAGACUGUGGUGGAUGGGAAUGGCUUCAAAUUGACAAAAAUACGAAUAAGCUAGGCAGAGAAAACUUCCAAUUUCGCCCCAGUCCAUUGUUUAACCAAGUCAUGUUCCGCUUCAACGACUGCUAUGCUAGCUCGAAGUGUUUGCGGUCUCGAGAUGCAAUUCCCGUUGAGUCAAAUACUUUCUUGGUAUUGCUG